Penaeus chinensis is the source of this 952-nucleotide messenger RNA. Its product is annotated as peptidyl-tRNA hydrolase ICT1, mitochondrial-like. The coding region runs from base 13 to 624 and encodes 203 amino acids. Gene Ontology annotation, biological process: mitochondrial translational termination. The transcript is spliced from 5 exons. Gene Ontology annotation, molecular function: translation release factor activity. Gene Ontology annotation, cellular component: mitochondrial large ribosomal subunit. The record is from RefSeq and is a predicted model, not a curated record. NCBI's taxonomy places the organism in Eukaryota, Metazoa, Arthropoda, Malacostraca, Decapoda, Penaeidae.
CAAAACCCCGCCAUGGCUCUCUCUGCCCUCUCGGCUGCGCGCUCUCUUUCACGCUUUUUGGUUAAAAAUGGCAGGUAUAUCCAUGCCACCGUGCCUGCAGCUAGUUUUAAAAGCAGUGUAAGUCUAGAGAAGAUAUAUCCCGGAAGCGGACUCGAUAUGACGAGGAGCAUACAGCCUCCAAAGAGUGAAGGCAUUAAUUUUUCGGGCUACAUUCCUAUCGAACAGCUGCAAGUCUCUUACUCCCGCAGUAGUGGGCCUGGAGGCCAAAAUGUCAACAAAGUCAACACCAAAGUUGACCUACGUUUCCACGUGGCAACUGCAGAAUGGCUCACACAAGAAUUAAAAGAAAAAAUAGCUGAAAAAUACAAGAGCAGCAUAACAAGUGAUGGUUGCUUAUUGAUCCGCUCUGACAAAACACGGUCGCAGCAGCUAAACCUCGCUGAUGCCCUGGACAAGCUGCGGCAUAUAAUCCACACAGCUUCCUAUGUACCUCCGCCUCCCUCUUCUGAGGCUGUGGAACGACAACGAAGGAGACAUGAAGCUGCAGUACGUGAGCGUUUGAGGAAUAAGAGAGGCAGAUCACUGGUGAAGCAGAGCAGAAGAGGGCCAGAAUCUGAAUUUUAAAGUACAUGGAUUAAGGUUGUAUUGCAUUACAAAAAAGUGACACUUGAUAAGUAAUUGUACUCUAACCUUCACAGCUUCUUGGGAGAAAAUCAGACCACAUACUGCCGAAGACCUUGUUAAACAAUGUAUAAUACGGCUAGGGAAUUUAAGAAAUGAUAUUUAUUUCUAUUAUCAGUCUUUUAGAGAUAGUAGAUUAAAAAAAAUGUCCUGUGACUUUUUUUGAGAGCAGUAUGAAGGUAAACAAUGUAUGAAUAUUCAUAUAGUAUUCCUGCAGACAUUUGUAUAUACUUUAAAAUUAUAUUGAUUGUAAAAUAAAAUGUAAAGUUAU